Messenger RNA from Lucilia cuprina (Australian sheep blowfly), 912 nucleotides. RefSeq lists its product as uncharacterized. NCBI's taxonomy places the organism in Eukaryota, Metazoa, Arthropoda, Insecta, Diptera, Calliphoridae. The transcript is spliced from 4 exons. The record is from RefSeq and is a predicted model, not a curated record. Bases 102 to 644 code for a protein of 180 amino acids.
UUUCAUUAAACGUAAUACAAUCAAAAACAUUUCAUUAAACGUAAUAAAUCAAUAAAAUAAAAUUUUGUAUAUAGAAAAACAUUCCAUAUAGUUGCCUUAUUAUGUUUCUAAAUAUCAUUAAUAAAUAUUUAUUAAUAAUAAUAAUAUUUUUAACAAUUUUAAAUGUUCACCCAACAAACACCCUACGCUUAAAACUUACCCAAUUGAAAUGUAAUGUAACUGAUAAAUCAUUUAGUAAAUUUCAAAUAUGUCGCAUUAAAGCCGAAUCUAGAUCUCUACAAUAUUUAACAAUCUAUAUAAAAUUUUUUCAAUUACCAAUUGAGGAUAUAAAUGUACGUUUUAGAUUUAUGAAAAAGGCCAAUGGCUAUAAACCAUUUCUUUAUGACUUCAUCGCGAAAUGUGAUUUUCUAAAACGUUUAAAUCCGGUUGUAAAAAUGGUAUGGGGUUGGUUUAAAGGAGUAUCAAAUCUUAAUCAUAGCUGUCCACUUACGGAAGAUUUUGAAAUCAAAAGAUUGGAAAAUCAAUUUAUGGAAGAGCAAUUACGUUCUUUGCCCCUGAUAAAUGGUGAUUAUGCCCUUAUUGUCAAUUUCGGUGUUAAAAAUUCAACAAAAUUUAAUAUUGAAUUUUAUGUAACGAUAUUUUAACAACGAUUUCAACGGAAGAAAUGCGUUUUUUUUAAAUAUUUUUCGAUACUUUGCUAUCGAUAAAAUAUUUUUUAAUAAAUCAAGGAAUUAAGCUGUGUGUUGUUGGCGAAUGAAUACUUUUAAUGUAUUAAAUAACUUCUGAUCUCUGUUUUAUUUUUAGACUAAUGCGUUGGCCAAUCAACAAAUUUAUAAAACAAUUUUUACUAUUCGAUAUGAAAUUAAUUAAAUCCAUUACGGCCAUGGUUGAGUGAUGACAUUAAUAAAAAAA